AAAAAUAGCCUAAUCAUCACGAGUUUCUUCUCUUCUGUUGUUUCUCCUCACUCACACUCUCUACUCUGUACCAUUUCCAUCCCACCCUCACCAAUGCUAUCUCUCUACAACCUCCCGGGCACAACCAAUCUCAAACUUCAAUUCCCCUCAACAACCCAUCUCCGCCACUCCACCACCUUCCCCAAAAAAAACCUAACCCAAACCCCCUCAAAAUCCCACAUUACAAAAUCCCUCCUUCAAUGGAACCGCAAACCCCAACUCGCCGGAGAAACACCACGUGUAGUCGUAGUAACAUCCGGAAAAGGCGGAGUUGGUAAAACAACAACAACCGCAAACAUCGGCCUUUCAUUAGCCCGUUUAGGGUUUUCAGUUGUUGCAAUUGACGCUGACGUUGGAUUACGUAAUCUAGAUCUUUUAUUAGGUCUUGAGAAUCGAGUCAAUUAUACUGUCGUUGAAGUUCUCAACGGCGAUUGUCGACUCGAUCAAGCUUUGGUUAGAGAUAAACGUUGGUCUAAUUUUGAAUUACUUUGUAUUUCUAAACCUAGAUCUAAAUUACCUAUUGGAUUUGGUGGAAAAGCUUUAACUUGGUUAGUUGAAGCUUUAAAAGCCCGAGGAGACGGAACUGGUGGAACCGGAAAUGGAAAUGGUUCUGGCUCUGGUUCCAACAGUUCUGUCUGCCCGGACUUUAUCCUGAUCGAUUGCCCUGCGGGAAUUGAUGCGGGGUUUAUAACGGCUAUAACACCGGCUAAUGAGGCGGUUUUAAUUACUACGCCGGAUAUAACUGCUCUUAGGGAUGCUGAUAGAGUAACUGGGUUAUUGGAAUGUGAUGGGAUUAGGGAUAUUAAGAUGAUAGUGAAUAGGGUUAGGACUGAUAUGAUUAAAGGCGAAGAUAUGAUGUCGGUUUUGGAUGUUCAAGAAAUGUUGGGUUUGCCUUUACUUGGUGUUAUACCUGAGGAUAGUGAGGUUAUAAGGAGUACUAAUAGAGGGUAUCCUCUUGUUUUGAAUAAGCCCCCUACUUUGGCUGGUUUGGCUUUUGAACAAGCUGCUUGGAGACUUGUGGAACAGGAUAGUAUGCAAGCUGUUAUGGUUGAGGAAGAGCCUAAAAGAGGUUUUUUCUCAUUUUUUGGUGGAUAAAGUUCAAUUGGGUCAUUUUUGUUCUUUCAUUAUUAGGUGCAAGUUUGUAAUGAAUGGUUUUAUGGUGUUUGAGAAAUGGUUUUUUGAGGUGAAGUUUGUUUUGGUCUGUGUAUAGUUGCAGUUAGUAAAGCUUGUUUUCAUGCGUUAAAUAUGUUCAUUCAUGAUUUAUUGCUUUUAAUUGAUUAGUAUUAUUAUUUUGGUAAUGUAAGGAUUAUUAAUUGUAUAUGUAAACACCUCAGGUGCUGGUUUUGUUGGUAUUAGUAAUACAAUGUUGUAGAUGGCUUACCCUGGUAUUUUA
Messenger RNA from Trifolium pratense (red clover), 1432 nucleotides. Its product is annotated as putative septum site-determining protein minD homolog, chloroplastic. Gene Ontology annotation, cellular component: cytoplasmic side of plasma membrane; cytosol. Bases 94 to 1134 code for a protein of 346 amino acids. Lineage: Eukaryota; Viridiplantae; Streptophyta; Magnoliopsida; Fabales; Fabaceae. Gene Ontology annotation, biological process: negative regulation of cell division. The transcript has a single exon. The record is from RefSeq and is a predicted model, not a curated record. Gene Ontology annotation, molecular function: ATP hydrolysis activity; ATP binding.